GAAGUUUUCUCAUUCGGGGCUUCAUGACGUCUCCACAGAAGAAGUAUCAUCCCGUAGAUUAUAAACAAAGGCACGUGUUAAUUAAUCGCAACUGUCUGGCUCUCGUACUGCUAGAAGACCGGACAGAAAGUGCCGGACAAAAUGGACACGAUAUUUUUUUGGAUUUCCUGCAGCAGAAUUCUAUGUGUUUUUGGAAUUCCUGCCUUUCACGUUCUGUGUCCAGUCUGGAGUACAAAGGGUACUUAGUACCCUGCACCCUUUUAAUUUCGGGGACGGAUUUUUCUCUGGAAGUGGUGAGAUCGGCCUGGUCCCGGAGGACUCUUAGACCCCCCACAGGAUACACAAUAAACAAACUUGGUGACAUCAGUGUGUUGGAGAUGGUUGCAGCGCCCCAGACUCAUUUUGCGCCCCUCUCCGAAGCCCUGUGCAAGGUUGUGGCUGACCUGAACGGCAAAGCGGACACAAAUGCAAUCAGAGUGAAACUGGAAGAGAAUUUUCCGGAAAUGCAGUCGCCGUCCGAAGAGAUUCUACAGAAAUCACUCAACUCCCUCAUGAGGGAAAGAAAACUCCACUACACAGGAGGCUAUUACGUGGCUGACAGACAGCAUCAUCAUCCAUCAUUCGAAAGACAGAUGCUGAUGACCAAUGAAGAGGCGAUUGUUAAAUUACACGGCGACGCUUCCAGUCUCUUAACACAGACUUGUUCCCACCUUCAGAUGAUGGACAUCCGAAUAGGGAAUAAUGAAGAGAAGAGAGAAGGUGAAGGAAAACAAGAGUCGGUGCUGGCAAAGAUACUGAAGAGGAUGAAGAGCAACAAACAGACGUUCUCGGCUCAGUUUCCACCCCCAGGCACUCUCCUCUGUCACUCUGUUGCCACUCAGACUCAGAAGAUCUAUUCACCACUUCAGGAACAUAAAAUUCCGUGGGAGAUUCUGAGACAUGGUGGAGACGGUUUCCAGAACUCAGCGAAAGGCAACAUUAUCCCCACCUAUAGACAUUCUCUGAGCAGUGCCUUCAAAAGACGCCACAGACAAAGAACGAGUUCCAGCGAAAGUUCAAAAAUCACAAAAACACCCGCCGAUAAGUGUGAAUCGAAAAUGUCAAGUGGUUCCGCCCCUUUUAAACCUCCUCAUAAAUCGAAGCCCGAAAAAAGGCACAAACCCCCGAAACAAUAUUCAAAAGCUCCCCUAACGAAACAGGUGAAAAAGAUUCAAGAGGUAACAUCGUCCAACGAUAAUAACAUUCCAACUCGUAAUGAUAUUCCAACAGAAGAUGCAGAAAAGAAUCUUUCCAUAAAAAAGAACAUUCCAGUGGAUAAGCAAGAAGACAUUGUUAUUGAUAACACGUUGUGCGUUGAAACGUCCAAAGGGAAUGUUUCAACAACUGUUGUCACUGAAGAAACUACUGUCACUAAAGGCAAGGUUGUCACCGUGACUAGCAUUACGACCAGUUUGACGAGAAACAAAUCCGGGGAAGCCAAAAAGAAUGAUUUGAAUCAGGAGAGUGCCAACAUUUCAGAACUCUCCAAUUCAUGUAACAUCGUCAAAUGACUGAAGCAGACAAUCCAUCGAGUUGCGAAUGCCCUUGCCAAAUUAUUAGACGCGCUGUAAGAUUCUACGUAAACUUUUAAUUAUCAAGUGAUACAGCUUUUAAGUGAACUUGUUUACGUUCGUGUAUCCAUUGGUUAAAUGAGACGAUGUGUUACAUAAAUUCGACGAUAUAUUAGAUAAAUAUAGAACAUUUAUUAUAUCAGGUAUUAUAUUAGUAUAUUAUAAUAAUGAGAUCAAAUUAUGAGACGCACUGAAGUGUUAUAAUAAUGACAUGUUUUGCACGAGUUUAUAGGCAAUACUUUUAUAUUUAAGCAUACAAUGAGUUUUUAUUCGGGAGAUUUUUUAUAUACUUCCUAUUUGUAUUUAUUUUUAAAGUAUUGCGUUACAAUGUUAACCAUUGGAUACAGGAGCGUUAACAAAUGCAAACCAGUUUCAUCUGCGUGAAAGCAAUAAAGCUGUAUAGUAUGACCUGAUAAUCAAGAGUUUGCAUAGAAUAAUUUGGCUAGAGGGUGGACAAAUGCAGCCCCAUAUUUUUUUACAAAUAAAAAUCAACUGUACAAUAUCUCUAUUCAAAUAAGGAGGGUCCCUCUCGAUGGCGUUCUACAUCUAAAGCUCUCACCAAUGAAGAAGAAUGGUAUUUAUAGAUUGUCACAGAGGCAUUACUGGUCACUUUGGUUAGGAAGUAUACUAGAAUUGCUGUCUUUUGGAUCGUAAUAAGAAAAUAGGCAUAAAUGUUUGGUCAAUUACAGUAGACAGAUCUUUCAGCAAAAAAUAUGAACCCUUUAAGUAUUUUUUAAGCACUAAAAAUAUUUAUAAUCACUUUCCAAAAAAAAAAAAAAAUCAUAAUUUCUACAAGUUCAGAUGUUUACGUUUCAAACUAAGAUAAUUGUUACGAUUAACAUGUCAACAAAAUGUUCUACAAUGAUUGUAUAUUUUGAAAAGAAAAUAUUCUGCCUAUUUUGUGUGUGGAAAAUAUCAGUGUUUAAGGAGUAAAAAACAAUGAUGAAAGAGAAGCAAUUACAAGGGUUGGCGACUGGCUGAGUAAUUUAUAAAUAUGUAAUAAAUAAAUUUGAUGAAAAAUCCUGA
This is a messenger RNA of Parasteatoda tepidariorum (common house spider), 2636 nucleotides long. RefSeq lists its product as uncharacterized. Gene Ontology annotation, molecular function: RNA polymerase II transcription regulatory region sequence-specific DNA binding. Gene Ontology annotation, biological process: regulation of transcription by RNA polymerase II. NCBI's taxonomy places the organism in Eukaryota, Metazoa, Arthropoda, Arachnida, Araneae, Theridiidae. The record is from RefSeq and is a predicted model, not a curated record. Gene Ontology annotation, cellular component: cytoplasm; nucleus.